Molecule: messenger RNA, 1581 nt
Organism: Capronia coronata CBS 617.96
Lineage: Eukaryota; Fungi; Ascomycota; Eurotiomycetes; Chaetothyriales; Herpotrichiellaceae
Exons: 1
Coding region: 1-1581 (526 amino acids)
Biological process (GO): methylation
Cellular component (GO): cytoplasm
Molecular function (GO): nucleic acid binding
Source: RefSeq, a predicted model, not a curated record
AUGGACUACCUCGUCCGCUUCGCGCAGGCGCACGAAAGGUUCCGCCGGCCGGAACUCGAAGCGCUGGCCGACCUGGCCCGGCUGCCGUGCGAGAUUGUGUCUUAUGCCGAGAACACGCCGUUUUGUAUUGUCUGGUUUCCAACUCUACAAAAUCCAGGCAAUGCCAACGACACCGACGAUAUGUCAGGUCUAGAUAGGAGGGAGACUGUCGAGCAGGCCGUCCGCGAUUUCGAGAGCCGCGCCAUCCUCUCCAAAUGCAUCUACGAGAUCUGGGGCCAAGGGGCGGACUACGAGGAAUUAGACCGCGACGUCACGCAGCGGAGUCGCCAUCUCUGGGACCUGUACAAGCACCAUUCGUUCAAGUUCUCCAUUGACUGCUACGGGAGCUCGCAGGACGCGGAACAGCAGCGCCGCACGAUCGACCGGUUCAAAUAUCUCGGUCUGCUCGGCAAGAUCAGGAUGAAGGACCCCCAGGUCGAGUUUGCCGUGCUGGAAGAGUGGCUGCCGAUGACUGCGGCUGGUCGUGCAGCAGAUAUGACGGCGGCCCAUGCGUCAAAAGAUGGCACUGUGCCCGUAGAUCGAGUGGCGGGCACAAGUCUCAGGAGAGUCUUUCUGGCUCGCAAGAUCGGUGAUUCGCAGCGUUGGCUGAGAGAGAAACACGAUCUGAAAAAACGGCCGUACAUCUCGACCACGUCCAUGGAUGCCGAACUCGCGCUGGUGACGGCGAACAUGGCCCUGGCUAGUCCCGGAAAGAUGUUUCUGGACCCGUUCGUCGGCACGGGAGGGUUCAUGGUGGCGGCGGCGGAAUUGGGCGCCGUGGUGAUGGGGUCGGACAUCGAUGGCCGCAGUUAUCGCGGCAAGGGGGCCGGGCUGGAGAAAGGCGUGGGCGCAAAUUUCAAGAAAUAUGGGCUUGAACAUCUUUUCGUUGACUGCAUGUGUUCCGAUCUGACCAAUACCCCCUUCCGCAGGUCUGCGAGAGGGCAGAAACCAAGUUCGCAGAACGUCAGGUGGUUGGAUGGCAUUGUUUGCGAUCCUCCCUACGGCGUGAGGGAGGGCUUGAAGGUCUUGGGGACGAGGACGAGAAGAGCGGUUCUGCUCGCAUCCAACGCCGACGGGGAUGAUUUGGCUGCUGCUGCUGCAGACACGCCGCGGGAAAUCCUGGUUGACGGCAUCCCGGCGCACAAGUUGCCCGGAUACAUUGCGCCCAAGAAACCAUAUUCCUUCUCUCGCAUGCUGGAUGACAUCCUCGACUUCGCCGCGGCUACGUUGGUCGACGGUGGCCGGCUUGCGUUCUGGAUGCCGAGUGCCAAUGAAAACGACCUCGGCGAGGAAGAGGUGACUGUCAUCCCGACGCACCCGCAUCUGCUGCUGAAGCACGAAUGCGUACAGCGCUUCAAUAAGUGGAGUCGGAGGUUGUUGGUUUAUGAGAGGCUUCCGGGACACUUGGAUUCCAAGGUCGAGAUUGACGAGCUCGACGGCGGUCAAGCAGUCGGGGACCGUACGGCUCAGACGGCGGAUGAGCUGAACCCUUUCCGGAAGAGAUAUUUCCAGCCGGUCGUGGACAACAAGAAUGGAAGCUAA